Penicilliopsis zonata CBS 506.65 is the source of this 777-nucleotide messenger RNA. RefSeq lists its product as hypothetical. The transcript has 5 exons. Lineage: Eukaryota; Fungi; Ascomycota; Eurotiomycetes; Eurotiales; Aspergillaceae. Gene Ontology annotation, molecular function: zinc ion binding; nucleic acid binding. The annotation marks the transcript as partial. The record is from RefSeq and is a predicted model, not a curated record.
AAUAGCCAUACCAAGGCCGAAUGCACCAAGCCUCGCGUGUUCAAAGGACCUUGCCGUAUCUGCAACCAGGAAGGCCACCCUGCCGUCGACUGUCCUGAGAGACCUCCCGAUGUGUGCAAGAACUGCAGGACUGAAGGCCACAAGACCAUUGAUUGCAAGCAGAACCGCAAGUUUGACUUGAAUAAUAUUCCUGACAAGCUCCCCGAAGAAGCCUGGACUAUUAUUCGCAAGGCAAGCAAUGAGAGAGAUCUUGCAGACUUUCGUGAGGGUGUAAAGGUCUACUCCAAGGCGGCCCCCCUGGCUACCUUUCUGGACAUGGAGAAAAAACUGCGCGAAGACAACCUCAAGUUUUACAUCGUUGCACUGGAGAAAAAUCCUGAAGAUACUUUCAGUUUGAUCGACCUCCAAGGUAAACUCGACUGUAAGUACGUGGUGGGAUAUUACUUCAGUCCCAAGCCACAGCGCGCGAAUCUCAGAGAACGCUGGCCUGCCUCUACCGAGGAGAACAUGGAACGCCUUCAGAAUGCCGGAAUUCCUUAUGACCGCCAGAUCCCUAAGUGCUCUAACUGUAAUGAAAUGGGCCAUACCAUGCGCUUCUGUAAGGAAGAGCGCGCGAGUGACUACGAGCGUGUCGAGAUCAAGUGUGUCAAUUGCAGUGAGGUCGGACAUCGUGUUCGUGACUGCACUCAGCCACGUCGUGCCGGAAACUUCACCUGUCGCAACUGCGGGCAUGUUAUCCCUCAUCACUGCACCACUGGUCUAGGCCAAGUUCAUUAA